Messenger RNA from Eurytemora carolleeae, 1769 nucleotides. RefSeq names its product facilitated trehalose transporter Tret1-2 homolog. The coding region runs from base 139 to 1614 and encodes 491 amino acids. The transcript has 19 exons. Gene Ontology annotation, cellular component: membrane. Gene Ontology annotation, biological process: transmembrane transport. Lineage: Eukaryota; Metazoa; Arthropoda; Copepoda; Calanoida; Temoridae. The record is from RefSeq and is a predicted model, not a curated record. Gene Ontology annotation, molecular function: transmembrane transporter activity.
UCAGUCUGAGAUAAACUAAGGCAUAAUUUCUUACGGCUCGUCACUUGAAUUCUAUUUUUGUAGAAUAUUGAGAAACUUGAUUGAAAUUUGAUCGUUUGUGAUUGUACGGUGUUAAAGAAAACAAGUUAAUCAGUAAACAUGGGAGAAGAAGGGAGUGUAAUACCACAGGUUUUAGCAGCUCUCGGAGCCACCCUUGGUGCUUUCUCUCUGGGUACUGUACUAAGCUGGCCAGCCCCCUCUCAAUCGUAUAUUCAAGCUGGAGCUGAUGGAACUUGCAAGGUAGACUUCGAGUGCUUAACAAAGGACGAAUGGAGUCAGGUCGCUGCUCUGAGCAACAUUGGAGGAGCAAUAGUUCCCGUGGUGGCUCUCUUCUUGUUUCCAUUUAUUGGAAAGAAAUGGACAAUGAUGUCUUUAGUUAUUCCAUUUAUCGCUGGUUGGGUUCUGCUUAUCUUCUCAACUCAGCCCUGGAUGUUCUACUUAGGUCGUCUUCUUACUGGAUUCUCAGGUGGAGCCUUUGCCAUCGCCGCUCCCUCGUAUUCAAACGAGAUCGCUGAACCAAGAAUUCGUGGCGCUCUUGGCAGCCUCAUGCAGUUGAUGAUUUGCCUGGGAAUACUGUUUAUGUUUGUAGCGGGGAAAGCAAACUGGCAGGUAAUAACUGGAGUGUGUAUAAUUUUCCCAACCCUAAUGGCAGUCUCUCUCUUUUGGUUUCCUAGAUCACCUAAGUUCCUCAUUCAAAAGGGUGACAUGGAAGGAGCAAGGAAGUCUCUUCAGUUUUUCAGAAAAAAGUCCAAUGUUGAAGAUGAACUAUCUCAAAUUCAGGAAGAAGUCUCAGAUCUCCUUAAAAUUGGAACAAUUUCUCCGAUAACAAUGGUCACUCGUGGCGUUUAUCUGAAGCCAUUCCUGGUUUCCUUGUCUCUAAUGGCUUUCCAACAGUUCUCAUAUUAUAUGAAAAGAAACCUAGCUUAUGUUCAGGAUGCAGGGAGUGAGAUAGAUGAGAACUUAAGUUCUAUCCUGGUUGGUAUUGUUCAAGUUUUAGGAACUGGAUUAGCCAUCCUUAUUGUAGAUAGAUUUGGUCGUAAACUGCUUCUGGCCUCUUCUGCUAUACUGAUGUGUAUUGCAACAAGCUUACUUGGGGUCUUCUUCUUUCUCAAGGAAAAUGUUAGUGAUCCAGAGAAUGGUGCCAACAGCACGUUAACAUUUUCUUCAACAAUAUCACCAGAGGCAGGAGUAGAAGGAUAUAUUUCACAAGAGACAUUGAANCCCCCCCUAAAAAACAGUUUGAUGCUGUACAUUGCUGGAUUCUCUAUUGGAUUUGGACCCCUGCCUUGGGUCAUGAACGUUGAACUUUUCUCAUCUGAAGCUAGGGUACCAGCAAAUGCUGCAUGCGGUUCUUUAAAUUGGUUGUUUUCCUAUCUUGUUGUGUCUACAGUUCCAGCUCUACAGGAUGCAACCAGCGCAUCCUUUUUAUACUUCCUGUUCUCCGGGGUGUGUUUGCUGGGCUUUUUUUUUGUAAUCUUUGUGUGCCCAGAGACCAAGGGGAAGACAGAGCAGGAGAUGAAAGAUCAUUACAGUCUGUCUGAAUAUAAAGCUGUAACCCAAAAAGAACAAUGCUGAUCCUGUAAAAAAAAAAAUAUUUUGAAAGCAAUGAAAAAAUAUGAAGCUCUUGAAAGGAUUUCAAAGGACAUCCCUAAACCUUUUGGAAAUUCAACUAACUGGUUGAUUUUGUAACUGUAGUUUUAAAGAUGAAAAAAAGAAUUUUCUAAAAAGUA